Messenger RNA from Mucor mucedo, 2445 nucleotides. RefSeq names its product Oligosaccharyl transferase STT3 subunit-domain-containing protein. Gene Ontology annotation, biological process: post-translational protein modification. Gene Ontology annotation, cellular component: membrane. The record is from RefSeq and is a predicted model, not a curated record. The transcript is spliced from 2 exons. Bases 120 to 2372 code for a protein of 750 amino acids. Gene Ontology annotation, molecular function: dolichyl-diphosphooligosaccharide-protein glycotransferase activity. Lineage: Eukaryota; Fungi; Mucoromycota; Mucoromycetes; Mucorales; Mucoraceae.
CGGUGUUUGACAAAAUUGGACAAUCCUAUAGGCCAAUUAAAAAAAUCGUUGUGUUUGAAAGCUCAAGUUAAUAUAUUUUUACACCUCUAUUUGAAAACCACACUUUUUCUUUCAAUAAAAUGGCCAAGCUGGAUGUCAGCAGCCAAAAGAUACUUUUAAAAAGAACUAUUCUCGGUUUAAUAGCCGUAGUAGCUUUUUCGUCACGUCUUUUCAGUAUAAUCAGAUAUGAAUCUAUUAUUCACGAGUUUGACCCAUGGUUCAAUUACCGUGCGACAAGAAUGUUAGUUCAAGAUGGGUUUUUUGAAUUCUGGAAUUGGUUUGAUGACCGUUCCUGGUAUCCUUUAGGUCGCGUUGUUGGAGGUACAAUUUAUCCAGGUUUAAUGGUUACAGCUGCCAUCAUUCAUAAUGUAUUACACUAUUUGCAUUUUCCCGUUGAUAUUCGCAAUAUUUGUGUUCUUUUGGCUCCCAUGUUCUCUGGUUUGACUGCUUAUGCCACAUACCUUUUGACAACAGAACUCAAGGAUAGCUCAGCUGGUUUAUUGGCUGCUGUUUUUAUGGGUAUCGCACCGGGUUAUAUUUCACGUUCGGUUGCUGGCUCUUACGAUAACGAAGCCAUUGCUAUUUUCUUACUGAUGUUCACAUUUUAUCUUUGGAUUAAAGCAUUGAAAUUGGGUUCCGCUCUUUGGGCUUCUGCUGCUGCUUUCUUCUACUUCUAUAUGGUUGCUGCUUGGGGUGGUUAUGUCUUUAUCAUCAAUAUCAUUCCUCUUCAUGUAUUUGUCUUGAUGUUGAUGGGAAGAUUUAGUAGUCGCAUCUAUGUUUCUUAUUCAACCUUUUAUAUCUUGGGUACAUUGAUGUCAAUGCAGAUUCCUUUUGUCGGCUUCCAACCCACUCGUACUUCAGAGCAUAUGGCUGCUUUAGGCGUAUUUGGACUCUGCCAAAUUAUGGGUUUUGUAAACUUAUUGCGUAGUCAUCUUCAACAGAAGCAAUUCCAAAUUGUACUCAGAGCAUUUGUUGCCGUUACCUUUACUUUAGGUACCGCUGUUCUCGUUUUGUUAACCCUUAGUGGUUAUGUUGCUCCAUGGACUGGUAGGUUUUACUCUCUUUGGGAUACUGGUUAUGCCAAGAUCCAUAUUCCUAUCAUUGCAUCGGUAUCUGAACAUCAACCUACUGCAUGGCCUAUGUUCUUCUUCGAUUUACAAAUGCUCAUCUUUGUUUUCCCGGUUGGUAUUUACCUUUGCUUCCAACAAUUACGUGAUGAACACGUCUUUGUGAUUGUUUACAGUAUUUUCGCCUCGUACUUUGCUGGUGUUAUGGUACGUUUGAUGUUGACUUUGACUCCUGUCGUCUGUAUCUGUGGUGGCAUAGCUAUUUCUACUUUGUUAGACACUUAUCUUGAUUUCUCCACUGCUGAAAAAAUAGAAAGGACCACUUCUGAAGCCGUCGCUACUGCUGCGGAUGAAAAACCCAAGAAGACAUCCAAGAAAAAGGAGAAGGAAGAAAAGAAGUAUGGUAUUCUUGGUAACGAUACACGUGUUAUGGUCAUUGGUACAUUUACAUUCUUCCUCUUCAUGUUCGUUUGGCAUUGUACAUGGGUUACAUCCAACGCUUAUUCUUCACCCUCUGUUGUUUUAGCAUCUCGUAACCCCGAUGGAUCUCAACGUAUCAUUGAUGAUUUCAGAGAGGCAUAUUAUUGGUUGCGUAAAAAUACUGAUGAAGAUGCCAAGAUCAUGUCUUGGUGGGAUUACGGUUACCAAAUUGCUGGUUUCUCUAACCGUACCACAUUAGUUGAUAAUAAUACAUGGAACAACACUCAUAUCGCUACCGUAGGUCGUGCCAUGUCUACCAAUGAAGCCGACUCUUAUGAGAUUAUGAAAAAACAUGAUGUCAGUUAUGUUCUCGUCAUUUUUGGUGGUCUUUUAGGAUACUCUGGCGAUGAUAUCAACAAAUUCCUUUGGAUGAUUCGUAUUGCUCAAGGUAUCUGGCCUGACAAAAUCAAGGAAUCAGAUUUUUUCACAGCUCAAGGAGAAUACCGUGUCGACGACCAGGCAUCCAAGGCAAUGAAGGAAUCACUUAUGUACAAGAUGAGUUAUUACCGUUUUAACGAAAUGUUUGGUGGCCGUCAACCUUAUGAUCGUGUGCGUAACCAACCUCUUCCGGCUAAAGGACCCGAGUUGUCUGUUUUGGACGAAGCUUUUACUUCAGAAAACUGGAUUGUUAGAAUUUACAAGGUAAAGGAUUAUGAUGCUUUUGGUAGAGAUCAUCAUGAGGCUAUGGCUUUUGAAGCUGGCAACAAAAAAAUAAAGGCCAAGAGAAGUAAAAAGAGUUCAGAUCGUAGAAGACGCUCAGCGGCAUCAUAUGAUGAUUUGGAUUAAAAAAACAUAUAUCAAUCCCCACAUUUUUAACCUUGUAAACAAAACAAAAUAAAAUAAAUUUACAAUAUUUAUU